AUGUCGGGUCAUGUACUCUCACCGUCGGUGAAAGAUAGUACCAAGUCCCCCUUGGAGGCUGAGGACAAUAAGCUUCAGGGCUAUGCCUCUGCUCAGGGUGUCGUGGAUGAGAUUACCCGCGUGGUUGACCACAAGGCCGAGCGACGACUCUGCCGAUGUUUUGAUAUGCGAUUACUUCCAAUUCUAGCCAUCAUGUAUCUCUUCAAUGCGCUGGACAAAGGGAAUCUGGGUAAUGCAAAGACAGAUGGAAUGACCGACGAUUCAUGUGGAUUUAUGCUGAUAAAUUCUGGCGAUUGGAAAGAUCUGCACUUCAAGCCAAAUCAAUACAAUCUUUUGCUAUCGAUAUUCUUCGUCCCGUAUGUCAUUUUUGCGCCCCCAUUCGCCAUGCUUGGAAAGAAAUUCAGUCCAGCUCGCGUUCUACCAAUCCUGAUGUUUUUCUUUGGCUCAUUCACCUUGCUGUCAUCUGCAACGAAUAAUUUCGGUGGCAUGUUCGCCUUGCGUUGGUUCCUGGGCAUGUCGGAGGCGGCAUUCUUCCCGCUGGUCAUAUACUACCUGACCACCUUCUAUCGUCGUGGUGAACUUGCCCGUCGACUUGCCGUUUUCUAUGCUGCAUCAAAUAUUGCCAAUGCCUUCGCUGGACUCAUUGCGUUCGGUGUAUUUCAGAUCAAAGGAUCGAAAAUCCCAAAUUGGCGAUAUCUGUUCAUUAUUGAAGGUGGAGUGACGGUCAUCUUCUCAGUUUUCGCCUUCUUUUACCUUCCGAAAAGUGCUGCGGAAGCAAGCUUUCUAUCACCGGAACAGAAGGCACUCGCACAUCAUCGUAUUCAGGUCGAUUCCAGUGCAGUGGUAAAUGAAGAGUUCCGCUUCCGCGAGGCCUUGGCCAUUUUUAAACAUCCGACUACAUACUUCUUCCUAUGCAUUGAAAUAUGCCUCGGAGUACCGCUGCAAGGUGUGUCUCUCUUCAUGCCUCAGAUCGUGGCUCGAUUGGGCUAUUCAACUGUUAAGACCAACUUAUACACCGUUGCACCUAAUGUGACCGGUGCAGUGAUGCUACUAGUCCUUGCCUUCACGUCUGAUUUCACCCGAUUACGCUCACCCUUCAUUGUGCUGGGCUUUUUGUUUACAUUUAUUGGGUUCAUAAUCUACGCAUCGAUCAGUGACGUUCACAAAGAAGUGCAAUUGGCAUAUUUCGCAACCUUCAUGAUGACCUGGGGCACAUCAGCCCCCUCUGUUCUGCUCAGUACCUGGUACAAUAACAAUAUCGCUCACGAGGGUCGUCGUGUGCUGCUGACGAGUAUUGGUGUGCCGCUAGCCAAUCUGAUGGGUCUAGUGAGCAGCAACGUGUUCCGUGAUCAGGAUGCACCGAAAUAUAUGCCGGCUUUGAUAACAGUCGCUGUGUUCGGGGCUACUGGAGCCUGUCUCGCUGGUUUUCUGGGACUGUACAUGUGGCUGGACAAUAAGCGGCGCGACCGACGUGACGGAGUCACGAUUCAUGCUCGAGAUAUUCCGACAGAAAACAUGAAAGAUGGACCUUCAUCUCCAGAGUUCCGGUGGUUCCUAUGA
Molecule: messenger RNA, 1560 nt
Organism: Penicillium taxi
Lineage: Eukaryota; Fungi; Ascomycota; Eurotiomycetes; Eurotiales; Aspergillaceae
Product: putative MFS transporter
Exons: 3
Coding region: 1-1560 (519 amino acids)
Biological process (GO): transmembrane transport
Cellular component (GO): membrane
Molecular function (GO): transmembrane transporter activity
Source: RefSeq, a predicted model, not a curated record